AUGGGAUCGUCGGGACAAGCCCAGACAGUACAAGCCAGUAGCGACAGUUCACCGACGCCCUCCAUCGCUGGCACGGCAAUGGGGGCAAACACUACAAGGCCGGUACGAUCAUCUCAGCCGUCAACCAGCCCGAAUAUCGUCUCUAUCACGGAGUACGAAGCAACCCCUAGCAACCAAGAACAGCCACGGCAGGCCUCUACCAGCAAGGAAGUCGAUGAAGUGCCCAUCAGUGCCUACGAAAUUCCCUCACAUCCGAGCCUACCUCUCUGGGAAAGGCUCCUUGAUUCGACUCACCGAGACACGAUAUCUUGUCUUGACGGGCUCGGGAGAGUGGAGGAUGAGUUCAAGAGCUACACACGGCGGCUGGAGGAGCAGAUUUCUAUCUUGAAUGAGCAUAAUUCUCGUCUUAUAGACCUAGUGAGCCAUUGCAAGAAAUCUGAGAGAGAAUAUGCUCAGUCAGCUCGGCAGUGCUCUACACUUCUUGCUGCCGUUCGUAAGUCGGAAGCGGCUUAUAUUGGCUAUAACAAAAAUCUUCACGAGCUUGUUGAAGCCCACGUCCGCUUGAAAGCCAUUCGCGAAAAGGCACCGGAGCCCGACAGCCAUAUCCGUGCGUCUGAUCAUGAGGAACGACUUCGAGCAGAGGAAGAGGAGAUACAGUCUUUUGCUGAGACAGUAGAGGAACAUGAAGCUGAGGUCGUGAAGCUCAGAUCGGUGACCGCUAGGCUCGUGCAGAUUGGGAGUAAAGGGUCUCAAUCUUCCAAGGAUGGGGAAAAACAAAGGCUCGGCCUCUUCCCGGGCAGAGCAGUCAAGACUAUGCAAACGCGCUACUCCUUCGGUAGACGCGUCCUCGGGCCUACGACACCCACGCAGCCGCAGCUACCACUCUAUCUCGCGCCUCCUGCCUACGCUUCGCCUCCGGUCAACGACGUACCUCCGGUCUAUGAAUCACCUUACCCCUCUUAUCCCAGUCCAACGGCCAACACUGGAGCAUACGACGGUAAUACUAUAACUCUCAGUCCAGGCGAGGUUGACAGGCCUUUCGCUCCCAUGCCCGAACCAUCACUUCGCCCUGGGGCAUACGAGGACAAUACAAUAGUUAUCGAAUGCGCUGAGAGUGAGCUUGGUUCGUGUGCUCCAUGGAAUGCUGUGGCUACCAAUUUCAACGCUGGGCCGGACCAACCCGUGAUGCGGGCUCCCGACGUCCCUAUUCCUACAAUCGGAGAGUCCUUCCCUGGGGACGAAGAUAGCGGGAAUGAUGCAGAUCAGUUUGGCUAUGACUACUGCACUCGAUGCGAGGAGUGCCAGUAUUGUGAAGACUGCAAACGCCUAAGAGAUGAUAGGACGCCGUCCAUUGACAUUCCAGAUAAUUUCGACACUGUCAGAUCCGAUGGCUGGACAGCGUUCCGUGCACGCCCCGUACCUGCUACCCCCGAGUUUGAACCAUCUCAAUCGCCCAGCGAUAUCGAUCUUAUCGUGACGCCCCCGGAUGCGGUCGACGUGAUGGCUAUUGACGAAUCGCCGGUCCAGCGAAUAGCGCGGGAAUGUAUCGAUGCCUUAGCCUCAGGAGCUAGAAGAGAUGAGACGGAGAGGGCGUUUGAUUUGUUUAGUUUUAGUCGAUCGUAUGAGGAUGCGGAUAUGCGGUUCUGA
Aspergillus puulaauensis is the source of this 1647-nucleotide messenger RNA. RefSeq lists its product as uncharacterized. NCBI's taxonomy places the organism in Eukaryota, Fungi, Ascomycota, Eurotiomycetes, Eurotiales, Aspergillaceae. The coding region runs from base 1 to 1647 and encodes 548 amino acids. The transcript has 3 exons. The record is from RefSeq and is a predicted model, not a curated record.